Molecule: messenger RNA, 873 nt
Organism: Pocillopora verrucosa
Lineage: Eukaryota; Metazoa; Cnidaria; Anthozoa; Scleractinia; Pocilloporidae
Product: adenosine receptor A2b-like
Biological process (GO): G protein-coupled receptor signaling pathway
Cellular component (GO): plasma membrane
Molecular function (GO): G protein-coupled receptor activity
Source: RefSeq, a predicted model, not a curated record
AUGAAAGAUUUACGAUCGACGUACAUCGUCAAUUGUGUUUUCAACAAUUUAUUAACCUAUACCGCCAUCAUGUUGAACAGUUUGACAAUCUACGCGGUGCGAAAAACGACGUCACUACCCAAGACGUUGAGAACAUUGCUGCUGAGUCUUGCUGUUUCCGACAUUGGUGUUGGUUUCAUUGUUCAACCAUUUUACACGUCAUUCCUUGUCAAGUGGUUACAACUGAACGAUCCAAAAUGCAGCACAUACAAGGCCUUCGUGGGAAUUGGUCUUACAUUUUCGCAAGCUUCGUUCCUGAAUAUUGUCGCUGUGAGUGUAGAAAGGUUCUUAGCUGUUCACUUGCAUCUCAGAUAUCAGGAACUUGUAACACAUAAGCGUGUUGUUGUUGUAGUGAUCGCAACAUGGGUGUUAAGUGUAUCUAAUUCUUUAUUAGCCUUUUGGAAUCUACAAGAAGUUUACUGGUUAAUCUUUUGGAUUAUGGGGGUUACGUGCCUUAUUCUUACAACUAUUGUUUACACCAGGAUUUAUUUCAUUGCACAGCGGCACAAGAAUCAGAUACAAUCCUUACAAAUGCAUCAAGUGGAACAAACUGUUGAAAUGGCUCGUUGUAAAAAACUAGUUCAUUCGGCUGUCAGUUUCUUCUAUGUAUACAUCUUGUUACUAGCUUGUUAUUUGCCCUUCUUAAUCUGCGUAAGGAUUGAACAUCCAAGUGUCGCCAUAAAGAGAUUUUGGGUAGUAUCGUUGACGUUACUGUUUCUCAACUCAUCCCUGAACCCUUUAAUUUACUGCUGGAGGAUGAGAAACAUGAGGCACUCGAUCUUAAACGCACUGCGGAACAUGUCUCGGAACCAAAAUCGCAUUUCACAUUCAUAA